Molecule: messenger RNA, 1814 nt
Organism: Solenopsis invicta (red fire ant)
Lineage: Eukaryota; Metazoa; Arthropoda; Insecta; Hymenoptera; Formicidae
Gene: CPR6
Product: cuticle protein 19
Exons: 3
Coding region: 138-683 (181 amino acids)
Cellular component (GO): extracellular matrix
Source: RefSeq, a predicted model, not a curated record
UGCCCGGAACGGAGCCAUCCUGAGGUGGGAGAUGGAUAUAAGCCCAUCGUCCAGGAAUAAUGCUAUCAGUGACUUCGCGCCCGAGACAGUCUCGCAUACGGUAAACGUGGUGUGAGCGAAAACAUUGUGGAAGCAUCAUGCUGAAGACGGUCGCUUUCCUCUCCGCCGUGCUGGCGUGCAGCCACGCGGUGGUUCUCAGCGGUUAUAGCGGCGACCAUGGCCUGUCCUACAACGAUUACGGCGAUCUCGACGGAUACCUCGGUUCCGCCGGAUACAAAGUACUGCCGACAGUCGCAGUUCCGGUGCACUCGGUGUCCGCCGCGCCGUUGCACCUGGACGCGUCUCUGGAUCACCAACUGCACGGCUACAAACACAAUGUCGAACAGGAUCACGACUACUACUCGCACCCGAGAUACACCUUCAAUUACGGCGUACACGAUCCCCACACCGGCGACGUGAAGACCCAGCACGAGGUGCGGGACGGCGACGUCGUCCACGGUUCGUACAGCGUGAACGAGCCCGACGGGAGCGUGCGCAUCGUCGAGUACACGGCUGACGACCACAACGGGUUCAACGCCGUCGUGAAGAAAGUCGGACCGGCGAUACACCCGAAACCGGUGCCGAUCGUCAAGUACGUCUCGCCGGCGCACUUCAACAGCUACGACUACGAGAAGCAUUAUUAGCUCGGCCAUUGUGUAAAUAGCAUCGAAUCGGACGUUUCACUAAGAGGCAUUAGUCGAUAAUCUGUCUGCUAGUCAACGCGACAGCGAAAUACGUUUUCAAGUUUGAUCAGAUCUUCACAGAUGGAUUCAAUUGAUCAUUGGCCAUCGGCGACAGACAAAAAAAGAAUUCGACUCAUUUUUACGUACAAAGAGUUUCCAUGUAAAACAAUUGAGUUUUAGAAGGGUUUACGAUUAUAUCUUUAAUAUAAUGUGCGAUAAGCGUACAGUUUACAACUGAGAUUGUCGAGGAACAUUGAUUUAUUCUCUAGCACAGUGUUUGAAAUUUAUUUUUUUACACAUUGAAAUAAAAAUUUUUAUCUUAGUUCUCUAUUUUGUUGUCUUAUUUCGAGGUGUUUUAUGGUAUUUGAUAACUGCAGCGCAAAAAAAAGUCGAUUAAGUUCGCAAAUAACACAGGAACACAGCUUCAUCUAUUUAUUUUACCUUCUCUCUGACGAUUCGCGAAACCACAAAUAAAGGCGUCUUGCGCAUCCCUUUAAAAAAAAAGAGGAUCAUUGAUGGAAUCGCGAUGUGACCGCGCGCGCAUGUCUGAAGUAUCGAUUUAUAUCUGCAGGACAACUACGUAAUAACGUAAAUUUCAUUUGUUCUCGUGAUGCCCCUUGUGCAUUUAAUUUUAGGUUUUUCAUACGCUCUAAUAAAUAAAUAUAAUAUCGCGAAUGAUUUAGACAAAAUUGUGUAAACGUUUCAUCAUAUAGAAAACAGUCAUUAAAAUCAAUCCGAGAAUUUUUACAGUCUAUGUGCAAUAGCGUGAUGAUAUAUGAACUUUACAUUGCAGAGUUCGUUAGAUUGAAACUUGUUACGAAAACGAAGAGCUCGAAUAUCAAAUAAAUGUGAUACGAGUAAAAGGAACGAAUGUAUGUUUGGGAAUGAUGCAGGAUGCAGGUCAAAAUCAUCGACUAACGAAACGCAGCGUUUUUCAAAAGUAAGAUAGAUAGAAACUAAGUCUUUUGUAUCCGCAUAUGUAUUUUUAAAUAUAUGAAAAAUGUGAAACAACGCGAAAUAUAUUAACAAUGUACUUAUACGAAUCUGGUUUACGUCAAAAUAAAAGUACAAACACAAUCCAUUAGGUAGGUA